This is a messenger RNA of Cylicostephanus goldi, 461 nucleotides long. The record is from the annotation of a GenBank genome assembly. Lineage: Eukaryota; Metazoa; Nematoda; Chromadorea; Rhabditida; Strongylidae.
AUGACGAAGAUCCACUAUACAAAAAACCCCGAUAACAGCACGAAGUCGUGCAAGGCCCGUGGGUCAGAUCUCCGUGUUCACUUCAAGAACACCCACGAGGCAGCGAUGGCUCUGCGCGGAAUGCCACUGAGACGUGCUCAACGUUAUCUGGAGAAUGUGAAAGAACAGAAGGAGAUUGUUCCCUUCCUCCGCUACAACGGUGGUGUAGGACGUAAGGCUCAGUGCAAGCAGUGGAAUACCACUCAAGGACGUUGGCCGAAGAAAUCGGCGGAGUUCCUUUUGGAUCUGCUGAAGAAUGCUGAGAGCAACGCCGAAUACAAGGGUCUUGAUGUUGAUCACCUCGUUGUUGACCAUAUUGUUGUUCAGCGAGCUGCCAAGAUGCGCCGACGAACAUACCGUGCUCACGGACGUAUCAACCGUAAGUCGAUUACUCGAGUAAUUCAAAGUUUUUCAUUUUGAUU